CCUUCAAGUUGGUGGCAACGACCCUUCCUCUUACACAUUCUGUCUUAAAUCUGUGAAACUUGAGCGUGUGUUCUUGUCUAAAAUGACUCUUGUCCAACGGUUUCCCAGUUUCUCAUCCAAUCUUCGAAAUUGGAAGAAGACCAAUCCGACAAACCAUACUCCUAUCUCUUCUCUCCAUUACAAAACCCAGAUCACUGCUUCUUCUUCGCCCUUCACGGAGAAGCACUCUGUUGAGAGAUACGAGAGAGAUCAGUGGCUGUACAAGUCAUCCACUCCAUCUCCUUCUCCAUCACCACCGUCGAAUCAAGAAGAUGAAGUCUUUGUUAGAGAAAACGACAUCGCAUCGCAGCUUCCGGAGCUGAAGAAGCUCUUGGAGGUUCUGAGAGAGAAGAGAGAGAAGGGAUGCAGAGGCGGUGAUUGCGGACCAGGAGAUGUGUUUUUAGUUGGGACAGGACCAGGAGAUCCUGAGCUUUUGACUUUGAAAGCUGUCAGAGUCAUUCAAAGCGCGGAUCUUUUGCUUUACGACAGGCUUGUCUCUAAUGAUGUUUUGGAGUUAGUUGCUCCUGAUGCUAGGCUUCUUUAUGUCGGCAAAACUGCUGGUUAUCAUAGCAGGACUCAGGAGGAGAUACAUGAACUACUCUUAAAUUUUGCUGAAGCUGGUGCUACUGUUGUGAGGCUUAAAGGUGGAGAUCCUUUGGUAAGCUCUUGUUUUCUGCGUUUUUAUAUACUCUCUCUGUUCCUUUCUCCCUUUGUAGUUAUGUGUUGCAACUUUGAUUUGAUGUUUCAGGUUUUUGGACGAGGCGGGGAAGAAAUGGACUUUCUGCAACAGCAAGGGAUCCGAGUUCAAGUUAUCCCUGGUAUUACUGCCGCGUCAGGGAUAGCAGCCGAGCUUGGGAUUCCCUUGACUCAUCGUGGGGUUGCAACUAGUGUGAGGUUCCUCACUGGUCAUUCUAGGAAAGGAGGGACCGACCCUCUUUUUGUUGCCGAGAAUGCAGCUGAUCCGGACACAACACUUGUUAUUUAUAUGGGUUUGGGAACGUUACCUUCACUUGCACAGAAACUGAUGGACCACGGUCUACCUUUUGAUACACCAGCUGUUGCGGUUGAGCGUGGAACCACUCCUCUACAGCGUUAUGUUUUUGCUGAGCUUAAAGACUUUGCGACUGAGAUUCAGUCAGCGGGUUUGGUGUCACCAACGCUCAUCAUCAUAGGGAAAGUCGUCGAGCUGUCGCCUUUAUGGCCACAUUGCACGAAGGAAUCCUCCUGCCUUGUAGAGACUCGUUAGAUUAUUCGCUUCUUACGUUACGGUUACAGUGGCUUGCACGGACAUUAUGGUGAACUUAGAGGAGUUAAGCUUGAAGAAGCUUGAGAGAUGUAAUAAGCCAAAGGAAGGCUGAUACUUUUCUUCUGUCCACGUGAAAUGUGAAGUAGUGUUGAUUUGAAUAUUUUUUGGACAAUCCCAACGCCAAUGUCUGAUGUAAUGAAACUUAAGCUUCAAAUAGAGCCAAGUUUUAACUUCAUAUUGGUUGCUGUGUUAUUGGUGAUGUUUAUAUUAGCACGCUGAUAACUACUUGAUCGAUAUUAUUAUUACUUCAACACUUUAUCAACACUUCAGUUUGAUUCUUGUCGGUGAGAGAGCAGGGUGAAUUCACCAUAAGAAGUCUCACUUUUCAAAAGAGCAACUUUCAUAAACUUUUUAAAAGUAAUAUUGUAAGGUUGUUUUCUGUUGAUGGUAUAUAAUGAUUUGAAGAUGGAUUUCUUGUAUAGUGUAGUCC
Messenger RNA from Eruca vesicaria subsp. sativa (arugula), 1775 nucleotides. The record is from the annotation of a GenBank genome assembly. NCBI's taxonomy places the organism in Eukaryota, Viridiplantae, Streptophyta, Magnoliopsida, Brassicales, Brassicaceae.